CUGGUAUUUCGGUUCUCUAAAUUAAUUUUACUAUCUCAAUCAUACUAGGUCUACUAUUUCGGCUGCCAUGUCUCACUUCGAUAAAACCCAAUCUCUCUCGAGCGUUGCCGACGCACGUUCGCUGUACGAUGAAUGGGCGACGAGCUACGAGAAGGAAAUGACUGGGGAGACUCACAACUAUGUCGCCCCCGCCGUUGCCAGCGCAUACGUCAUGAAAUGCUUGAACGCACCAAGUAUUGAUGAAAACAUUGAAAUACUAGACGCCGGAUGCGGCACUGGCCUUGUCGGUACUCACCUAUCCAAGUUGGGCGCCAAAAAGAUCGAUGGACUGGACCUGAGUCCUGGAAUGCUUGAAAUCGCUCGCAAAACAGAAGUGUAUCGAUCACUGGAGGAAUCCGACUUGUCUCAGCGUCUUUCUUUAAGGGACAGCUCCUACGACAUGGUUGUCUGUGUUGGCACAUUAACGGGAGGCCAUGUUGGCCCGGAGGCCCUUGAUGAGUUUGUUCGGAUCACCAAGGUAGACGGGUUUGUUGUUGCAACAGUGCGCGAUACUUACUGGGAAAGUGGUGGGUACAAGGCGAAGGCAAUAGCUUUGGCUGAGGAAGGGAAGGCACAAAUUGUGAAUGACGACGUCGAUGACUAUCGACCUGGAGCUGGAGUCAAGGCUAGAAUGUUGGUGCUGAAGGUCUUGGAGUAGUAACAAUCACCCACAAUCGCCCUGAGUAUGUAUCAUGGCUCAAGUACACCAAAAGCCAUUUCUCUUUCUAGUCGAGCUCCUGUCGCUCUGAGCUGAGUCGCCCAGAGUUCAGGCCGAGGCAGGCUGAGCUUGGGUUGAGUGUCUUGGAAGGGCCAGAUGUGAGACUAUCUGCCCGUUUUGGACACCAUUUGGACCACUCUAUCUCUAAUACUAUCACC
Messenger RNA from Ilyonectria robusta, 915 nucleotides. Its product is annotated as methyltransferase domain-containing protein. The record is from RefSeq and is a predicted model, not a curated record. Bases 68 to 697 code for a protein of 209 amino acids. The transcript has 2 exons. NCBI's taxonomy places the organism in Eukaryota, Fungi, Ascomycota, Sordariomycetes, Hypocreales, Nectriaceae.